AUGGGUGCCUUGCUUCCUGGAAAGCCUCUCACGGCUCUGAGAUGUUCCCUACCAACAAACCAUGUGUCGAUGCAAGUGCGGUUGACCUCGACCUUGCAGGCACACGCACAAGCCGCACACAGACAGUCCAAGGCGGUUUCGAGUGCGGUCUCAUCUCCUCUGUCUGCUUUACCGGCUCGUGUCUUGCUCAGAUCACUGCUGGUAUCUACCGUGUCCUCGAAACGAUACAUCCUCAUCCCCGCCCUGUCGGUCAUGUCCUUCCUCUCUAAGCCGAACCGCAUCUGGCUCUUUGAUGUGGAUCGGAAUCCUCUGUUGCAUAAAAUAUUAAAGAAGACCUUCUAUGAUCAGUUCUGUGCUGGAGAAAACGGCGCGGAAGUCAACUCUACAAUGAAAGAAUUGAAAGAUAUGGGCUUCCGCGGCGUGAUCAUGACAUACGCCAAAGAAACUGUAUUUGACCAUAAGACUAAUUCGCAGCAUGGGCUGGGGAUUGCAGCUUUGAAAAGCGAGCAUGGAGAUGUCUCUAUCAAUGCAGUGGUUCGCCACUGUCCUAGCAUUGAAUCGUGGCGGGAAGGAACAGUCAAGACAGUUGAUAUGCUGGAUGGAGAGGAUUACCUUGCUGUGAAAUUGACCGGUGCCGGAACCAAGGUCACCGAAGCAUUCUCCGCUGGAGAACUGCCACCACAGCAGAUGAUAGAUGCCCUGCACGAAAUCUGUUCCAAGUGCAAAGCCAAGAACGUUCGGAUCCUCGUCGACGCCGAAUCUCAACAUUUCCAAAAGGGCAUUCACCGUAUCACUUUGGAUCUCAUGCGCAAAUACAACCGCGAUGGCUAUGCCUCCAUCUAUAACACUUACCAAGCCUACCUGAAGAGCACACCAACAACACUCGCUGGAGAUCUCGCUUCAGCAAAGGAAGACGGAUUCACUCUCGGCCUUAAGGUUGUGAGAGGUGCAUACAUGGCUUCAGACGAACGGUCCCUGAUCCAUGACACAAAAGAAGAAACGGAUAACGCAUAUAACACAAUUGCCCAAGGAGCAUUGGUGAAGAACAUCGGGGAAUUUGGCGACAAGGGAAGCCGCUCUUUCCCCUCAGUGAACCUCUUCCUGGCAAGUCACAAUAAAGAAAGUGUGGUGAAUGCCCACGAGCUCCACAAGCAUCGCGUCACCGCGGGCUUGCCUACUAUCCCUGUGCGCUUUGCUCAACUUCAUGGAAUGUCCGAUGAGGUCAGCUUCUCUUUGCUUCAGAUGAAAGAUGGUGAUGGAACACCUGAGGUUUAUAAGUGUUCUACUUGGGGUGGUCUUGGUGAAUGUCUGGCAUAUCUGCUUCGCCGGGCUAUUGAGAACCGUGAUGCUGUUUUGCGGACGGAUAGUGAGUAUCAGGCUUUGAAGUCGGAGACUUUCCGGAGGUUUAAAUCUGUAUUUUCUCUUUCAUCUUAG
This is a messenger RNA of Penicillium nucicola, 1434 nucleotides long. Its product is annotated as proline dehydrogenase family protein. Gene Ontology annotation, molecular function: proline dehydrogenase activity; FAD binding. The transcript is spliced from 2 exons. The record is from RefSeq and is a predicted model, not a curated record. Lineage: Eukaryota; Fungi; Ascomycota; Eurotiomycetes; Eurotiales; Aspergillaceae. Gene Ontology annotation, cellular component: mitochondrion. The coding region runs from base 1 to 1434 and encodes 477 amino acids.